AUUUCUUCACAACCUCCUUCCUCUUCCCCUCAGCCCUUGGGAGCAAGGCCCCUCCCCAGAGACAGAUGCCCCCAGAGGCCCCUCUCCCCUGAUCACCCCUCAGGCUCCACCAUGCGCCCCCAGCUCUUGCCCCUGGCCUUCGCCCUCCUGGUAGCGGUGCCCUCGGGGGCUCAGGAAGAGGUGGCUGCAUCUCAGUGCCAGGCGAGGGGUCCCAGUUUCCGCGCUCCGGCGGGUGGGACCCAUCAGGCUCUGGUGUUCGCAGGUCUAGAGAUGACGAAAGAAGCCGGCUCGACUGUCAAUCUGCCCUGCAACCUGAGGGGGCCGAGGCUGACCUGGCAGUGGAUCCCGCGCUACCCGGUCUGCGCUGGUGUCAGCAGUGGGAUAAAGACGAUCUACACAGUGUCAGCGGCUGGGGCACACGAUGCUCUGGAGAGGAGAUUUCAGAGGCGGCUGCGUCUCCUAACGAGUUGGGGAACCUCAGCCUCCGCCCUCAGACUCCAACCCCUCCACAUGAACGACUCGGGGGUCUUCUUCUGUGCCAGCCCCAGCCAGACCGGCCCGCUCAUCUCUGUGACCAUCACGCCUGGCUGCCAGGACGGGGUGUCCAUCGAAGGGGUCCCCAAGGAGCUGGUCGUGGAGAGAGCAUCUGUGUCCCUCUCUUGUACCCCCUGUGGGGAGCAGGGACCCACGUCAUCCCCAGCAGGGGGCGCCACAUGGCGGCUCAAUGGGAAGCCCCCCCCAAACGCCAACGCCCCUCGGAUCCUGAGGUCUAACAAGGUGACAAUAGGGGAUUUCUCCAGCCGGUGGGAAGGUCUGUGGAGCUGCCACCUGCCUGGGGAUCCCCCCCGGUCUGGGAGAUACUGCCUGGAGCGUGACCCGGGGGCACACGGGACCCAGGAGACCAUCAGCCCCAGCCCCACCAGUCCAGGCCCCAGUCCCACCCUGCCUCCUGCCUCUGAUCGGGGGCUGUGUGGGGCUGCUUCUGGGUCUGGUCCUCGUGGGCGUCGUUGCUGUUGUUUGCCAUUGGAGGCGCCGGCCCAGGGAUGCCAGUGUGACCCCCAUGGUGACGGAAAUGGAUGGAAAAUCGGAACAAGCAGUUGAGCAUCCCAGCCCCACAGAGGCUGGCAGAGCCGAGCAGAAGCCGCCGUCCUCUGACCCCCACCCUGUUGAUGAGGGCCCCCAGGGAAUCCAAUACGCCACCCUGCACUUCCAGGUGCCCCACGGGGCUGGUGCCAGGUCGGAAACCGGCCCGGCCACCAUCUACUCCAAACUGGCCACCGGCCACAGCUGACGGGGCUGGCGAGCACGGGCGCCUCUGGGGCACGACCAGGCCCCGCCUUGGGCAAAGACGCCCCUUUUCCUGGAGACUCCCUUUGACACCCGUCCCUCCCUGCAGUUAAUUCGCUGGUCCUGGCGGGAGCAGGGGAGAACUGGGUUGACAAUAUUGUAGGUCCUACAUUAUGUAUCGUAAACAAGCCCAGCCCACAUGGGGCUUGGCCUGCUAUGAAGUUUUCUGCUGCUUCAAAUGGCAAUGGGGGGGAGGGGUCCCCUCAGACUCAUGUUGUAGGUCCUACAUUAUGUAUCAUAAACAAAGCAAGGUGUAAAUAAAGUGGGUAUUGACU
Molecule: messenger RNA, 1622 nt
Organism: Dermochelys coriacea (leatherback sea turtle)
Lineage: Eukaryota; Metazoa; Chordata; Testudines; Dermochelyidae
Exons: 7
Coding region: 112-1101 (329 amino acids)
Source: RefSeq, a predicted model, not a curated record